Molecule: messenger RNA, 3295 nt
Organism: Salvelinus namaycush (lake trout)
Lineage: Eukaryota; Metazoa; Chordata; Actinopteri; Salmoniformes; Salmonidae
Product: disks large-associated protein 5-like
Biological process (GO): centrosome localization; kinetochore assembly; chromosome segregation
Cellular component (GO): nucleus; cytoplasm; spindle pole centrosome
Molecular function (GO): microtubule binding
Source: RefSeq, a predicted model, not a curated record
CUCCCGACCAGAAAUCAGCCACUCAGCCAAUUGGCAUUGCCUAGCAGAAUUUAGAAUGUUCAAAACUGCCCCGCCAUGUUGUUAUUUUGAGUUAACGAACUUGGAAGUCGUUUAUCUGACUACCCACGUCCAAAAAGGGUGCUAGCUGGACAGCUAUAACUUUGAAAUCACCACUAACAACUCCUUUUUCCAACAGGAUCAUGGACUCCAUGGAAGCUCGUUUCGGCCACCUGCGUCGGCGUGACACCAGUGUGGACAUGCUGCGGGUGAAGAUGUUUCGGAGACGGUCGCAGUCCCAGAAGGAGAACCGAGACAAGGCCCUGAACAGCCGCAGACACAUUGACAAUCUCCCGGAGUUGGAAUGUUCUCAACUGGACAUGUCGGUUGCUGAAAAUGUGUCAGUAGUCCAGGAAAAUGUACCGAAUGCAAAACAAGUGAAAAACGCUGCAGUGGAGGAGCGAAUGAAAAAGCUUGCCCGCUACAAAGAGAAGAAGGAGCUUGUGAAGGAGAAAGAGAAGAGGGCAAGGGAGAAGAAGGGGGUGUUCAAGGUUGGGCUGUACCGGCCAGAGGCCCAGCCCCUGGUCCCUCUGCCGCAGGCCCCAGUUGCCACAAUCAAAGCCAGGGCAACAACGCCAGUGGUCCAGCCCCAAUCCACCAGAGUGACUCGCUCCACCAGGCCCCCAAGUUUCUCUGUUCCAUUGACCUUGGUAACACAGCCUAUUGACACUCUCCCUGUUUCAAGAAAAGUUGAACCAGUAGUCAGAGCCCCAUCCACAAGGACAGCUAAUAGGCCUCGGGUCUCUGUGGCCCCUGUGGCAAAGGACAAACCUGCUGCAGCUCCCAAGACCAGAUCAAAUGCCAAGCAGUCUGCAGCACCACCUGUUGGCAGAGGGAGGAACACCAGGGGAAAAGCUAUGAGCAAUAAGCAGGCUGCUGUGAAAGUGGACAAGCCAUUAGAGGAGCCUAGGGCUGCCAGCCCCACACCCCCUAGUGCAGAGGAGCAGGAGGAUGAGAAGAUGGUAGAAGACCUUGUUCAUCCAGCUCCAGAACCUGUCUCAGCCCAGGCCGACUGUAUCCCCCCUUCAGCCUCCAACUUUUCCUCAUUCGCCCCCCAGGGCUUUGUGUUCCAGGCCCCAGCCAGCCUGUCCUCCUUCAACCCCAACCCUCUCACUCCCCGCUCUGCAGACUCCUUUUUCAAACCCAGUGUCUCAGUUCUACACCCUGUUCCACUCUGGCCAUCUGAUAACCUGGUGCCCAAAAUGGAGCUCAGUGCCCUCUCUCCUGCCAAGUCCCCUGUUCACUCCCCACCUCGCCCUUCUCCUACUCUUGCCCCUCGGUGUCUUCCGAGUCCCAAGGAACCAGAGCAUGAUGUGCCCUACUUCAGGUUAGUGGUAGUCAGUGAGACAGAGAGGCUGACAGAAUUUUGUCAGCAGUGGGAGCCCAGGGUGGAUGAUGCCUUUGUCCCUGAAGAGAUGUGUGACCGUAUGCGUACGGCGGUGGGCAGGCUGCUGAUGAAGGAGAGGUUUGGUCAGUUCUCUGGCCUGGUGGAUGACUGUGAGCUGGGCAGAGGAGAGAAGAUCACCACCUGCACUGACCUGCAAGGCUUCUGGGACAUGGUGUACUACCAGGUAGAGGACGUGAACAAGAAGUUUGGUGCUCUGAAGGAGGCAGAGUCUAAAGGUUGGCAGGAGGAAAGCAAAUCCCCACCACGACAGAGGAAGGUGGUCAAGAAGCUGCCCUCUGCUCUGGUGGCUAAGCCUGCCAGUGGUGCUGUCGCCAAGUCUCGUCUGGUUGCCAUCAAGGCUGCAAUAAAGGCCAAGCAGCAGGCUGCAAAGGCAGCGCAGGCCGCAGGGCCAGGCAGUGCUGUGGACGACCCUGCUCCAGCUCCCGAGGACCCCCAGGCGGAGACCCAGGCCCCAGAACCAUCGGUGGUGAUGUUCCAGGGAGGCUUCUUCCAGGUGGAGAGUCCUGCCAAACUCACAGGCUCUGUGAGGAGAUCCACCCAUGUAUCUGCCAUGCCUCAGGCAUCUCCCUGUUCAGUCACCAAGUUCUCCACCCCCGGCAGAACCCGCCACUCCAACACUGCUGCAGCUGCACACGCCUCCCCUCUCCCCCAUACCACUACCUGCUCCACCCUCACCACUGCCUGCUCCACCCUCACCACUGCCUGCUCCACCCUCACCCCUGCCUGUUCCACCAUCACCCCUGCCUGCUCCACCCUCACCCCUGCCUACCUGUUUAAUGCCACCCCACUCCGUACCCCUCACCCUGAUCCUCAGUUCUACACCCCGGCCCCCACCCAAAGUAGCCCCACCAGAGUCUCUCUCUGCAUCUCAACAGUCAAAGAAGCUCUGGACACCCAGUCAGAGGAAGGCCCCAGCAACCAACCAGAGCUAGCCUCUGUGCAGAAUGUCACUCCUGACCAACCAGAGCCCGAGAGCAUGCAGGAAGAUGUAGCUUGUGACCAAUCUGAGGUUGUUUCAGAGCCCACUGUUUGCCCUGAGGAGCACUCCGAGAGCUGUGAAUCACCAUCCAACACACAACAGCUGACCAAUGACGAACAGCAUCGAGAAGCCUUCAGCCAAUCGGUGUUGGCCACAGAAGAGCCCAUCCAAUUAGAGCUCCAGGACAGAAAAGAGGCUUUAGAGGCCUACGAUACCAGCCUACCCAUCUCAUCAUGGCUCCCAGUCUCCCCAAGUCUCCCCAUCUCCUCAAGACUUCCCCUCUCACCCUCACUGCCCCACUACCAUGGAGCAGAGUCCUAUCCAGUCAGGAGCCCUGCCUUCAGCUUCACCCUCUCCCCCACCCCAGCCAGGCCAAGAUUUACUGAGGCCUGCCAAUCUCCCCUCUCCUCCCCCUGCUUGGUGCCCCUCUCCUCCUGCUGUCCAGGUCUCCCUCAGCUUCCCAUUCAUCUGGGUUUUCUUCUCAAAAUACACAAGGGUCUUCCGGGGUUGGACUUUGAGCGCUACCUCCAACCUGCAGUGAGGUGUAGCCUGUCACCACGGGAGCCAGCUGUUGCAGAGGAGAUGCUGUCGCCCAUGGUGAUAGACGUAGAAAUGGAGAGUCCGUUUGCUCCGUCUGAAGAGACCCCUCAGGAGGAAGUGUCGACUCCCACAGCAUCUCCCAGUUUCACACAAAUGUUCAUCCCACGGAUCACACAGGUUAACUUCCUUGUUUUACUCUCUUCUUUCUCUCGUGUGUGUGUUAGUACCAGUCAACUGUUUGGACACACCUACUCAUUCAAGGUUUUUUCUUUACUUUUACUAUUUUCUACAUUGUAGAAUAAUAGUGAAGA